Macrosiphum euphorbiae (potato aphid) is the source of this 873-nucleotide messenger RNA. The record is from the annotation of a GenBank genome assembly. Lineage: Eukaryota; Metazoa; Arthropoda; Insecta; Hemiptera; Aphididae.
AUGGUGAAACUAUGUGUGAUCUGUGGAAACGUGGAUGGUGACAAUAACGUUUCGCUGCACAGAAUUCCAACUGACGGGCGUCGUCUUCAGUGGGUGGAAUUUGUGGUGAACCAAGGGGAUGCACGACGCCGUCGUCUGGACCGCGCAGCGGUGCCAUCUUUGGUAGUCGGACCAUACAGAGAACGAGAAGAUCAUGUGGAAAACGUCGAUGCCGGUGUACAAGUUCCGAGGGAUGAACUUUUGUUGGAAGACAACAUUGAGGUAGUUGAAGUCAUGAUGGACAAUGACAACGUUGAGGUAGUUGAAGUCAUGAUGGACAAUGACAACGUUGAAGCAGACGAAGUCGCGAUGGACGACGACGACGUUGAAAUAGUUAUCGUAAAUGGAGACGAACAAGUAUCAGAUGAUGAUAACUUUGUUGGUGUUUUCGACCUUUCACCACUGUACGACAUUCAAGAGGUUGAACAAAUCGCCCCGGUUGUCGCUAGACUGUUGCUAGACCGUCCGGCUGGCGUUCAGCACCCACUACCGGAACCACACUACAUAGGCGCGUUGAAUUACGUAUGCCGGUAUUGUAGGGCCCGCCACUUUAAGUGCGAGGAAACAAGCCCGAAUAAUUUUUCUACAUGCUGCAACAACGGUCUGAUGGCCGUUUCAGGACCGCGUGUGUUGACACCAGCACCGUAUUUACUACAGAGGUUGUUGGUUGAAGAUUCGGUAGAAGGUAGACACUAUCGAAAUACCAUCCGCCGGUACAACAACACUUUGGCAUUUGCUGCAUUCUCCACCUGCAACCUUCAACACACGGCGCUUGCCAGGUCGGGGACCGAAUGUGUUUACUGUUCAUGGGCAGGGAUAUUGGACGAUAAGUAA